Molecule: messenger RNA, 1008 nt
Organism: Acaulospora colombiana
Lineage: Eukaryota; Fungi; Glomeromycota; Glomeromycetes; Diversisporales; Acaulosporaceae
Source: the annotation of a GenBank genome assembly
AUGAACGCGUCAACAUCAUGGACUGGCAUCCCACGCGAUUAUAGGGAACAAGAACGCCUUCGUUUAGAGCACCAAAUAUUCAGCAACAUCUCCUUUGAACCCGAGGAUGGAAUCAACAACCUCGAGUUUGGCAACGAGCAACCGAGCCAACACCGACCAGGCUUUGUUCUACCUUACGACGAAGAUGAGGAUGGGAUGGAGGGCUCUGAAUAUUCUCUAGAGUUUCCAAGGAAUCCACAAUUGCUUUCAAAAGACUACGCGCCAGACUUGUCCAUUCGAUAUGCCGGCCAGGACCACGAAGAAGGGGAGACGAGGAGUACAGCGGCCCAUCAUGCCAGUGCUGUUACGUUUAGAACUGGUUUGAAAGGUCGUCCUUAUUCACCAGCCGAUUUCGAGUACGACCCUGACCGACAGAUGGAUGACUUACUAAAGGGAAGCUCAAAUCUCUCGUUUCUCAACGAAGAAUCACGUUACAAUGCACCGUCCAAGGAACGUUCGGGUCGGAGCGAAUUCACAAAGCGGGCCCAAGGGCUUAGCAAACAAAUCGAUCACGAAAAAUCCUAUAAACCAUCUCUGCCGACUAUCAACUUGAAUCCUUAUUCUCAAGAGGUCAAAGCCACGUUACCAGCAGCCGCCUUUAACAACACCAACACGCGUGUUUUCCCUGCUCUUUCUCGUGUUCAUCUCCCCGACGUAACCGGUAUUACUACGGCUGUGGCAACACCUCUAAAAGGCGAUGUUUCAUUGAAACGAUUGCCAAACAAGCGCGUUUCGUUGAACCAGCCAAAUGGUAAUGCUACUACCUUGGACAACCUUACAAAGAGGUUAAAGGAUAUCGAAAAAGAGAAUUCGACAAGCCGCAGAAGGGUAAAAGAACUCGAAAUGGAGUUGGAUACAUGUAGAAAAGAAGUUGCGCAAGAAAAGACGCGCCUGCAAGAUAUAUCCAGAAGCUUCGGAUACCAGAAGUCUACAGCUCAAGGCUCCAAAAUGCAGACCAAUGUCACUGGA